AUGCUACUCCGCAAGGGACUCGGUUACCAGGUUAUUGUCGCUCUCUCCACAUGCACAACCCUUUCCACCGCGACUUCAGAGCAGACGACGGGAUAUACGGGUCACCGGAUACAAAGCACCAUUCGGGGCGAAGUCUACCCCUUACUUCUCGACGCGACACUCGAAGAGCUUCGGAAGGGACUCGAUGGAGGGGCCUUCUCCAGUGUUGAUCUUGUCGACGCCUACAUUGAACGCAUUGAGCAGGUGAAUCCAUUUGUGCGGGCUGUGACCGAGAUCAAUCCAGACGCUCGAAGUAUCGCCGCCCAACGUGAUGCAGAGAGAAAGCAGGGCCAUGGAACCUUAGGUCCGCUCUAUGGCAUUCCGGUCCUCGUUAAGAACAACAUUGCUACCGCUGACGCGAUGAAUAACACGGCCGGUUCAUAUGCACUACUUGGAGCCAAGGUGCCCGAGGACAGCCACGUCGUCGCGAGACUACGCAACGCAGGCGCCAUUAUUCUAGGAAAGACAAACCUAUCACAGUGGGCGAAUUUCCGGAGCACCAAUUCGUCGAAUGGCUGGUCGGCGCAUGGCGGCCAAACAAUAGGCGCAUACUAUCCUGGCCAAGACCCGCUAGGCUCAUCGUCAGGGAGCGCCGUCGCCUCCUCCAUCGGUCUGGCAUGGGCUGCUUUAGGCACGGACUCGGUUGGAUCGAUCACUGCUCCUGCUCAUGUGGCUAAUGUUGUUGCCGUCAAGCCCACCUUAGGGUUAACCUCACGAUACCUGGUGAUCCCGUAUGCAGAACAUGCGGACACGAUCGGCCCAAUAGCGCGCAGCGUCAAAGAUGCGGCGUAUCUCCUCUCUGCUAUUGCAGGGGUAGACCACAAGGAUGGAUACACGUCGGAGAUUCCCCAGGAGAUGAAAAACCGAGACUACAGUAAAGCUUGCACUAUCUCUGGCCUCGAAGGCAGACGCCUUGGGGUUCCUCGUCAUCUUUUGUCUCAAAGAAGGGGCUCUCCUGGAAAGGACUCAGUUGCGCGCUCCUUCGAUGCGGCGUUAGAUGUCAUGAAGAAUCUGGGGGCAGAUAUUGUUGACGUUGAGCUUCCCGGAGUGAAAAAGCUCCUGGAUUCUCACGUCAAAGAGUUUCUGGCCGUCCUCGACGCCGACUUCGUCACGAACCUCUCACAGUAUCUGUCGCAGUUGACGUCUAAUCCCAACAAAGUUAACUCCCUGGAGUCGGUGCUUGAGUUCACUCAAAACAGCCCCGAGGAGGAAUAUCCUCGGCGAAAUACUGUACGGUGGGAACAGGCACUGGCACGGGGUUAUGACAAUACCGCACCCAAGGCGAGACAGCAUCAGAAGGUGAUAGACGACCUACUCGGCGGCCCAGAUGGUCUCGAUGGCGUGCUGAGGAAGAAGACGCUUGAUGCAGUCAUCUUCCCUAGCACUGAGCUUACACUCCUCACUGUGCUGAUCGGUUCGCCUAUCAUCACAGUGCCGUUGGGAUUCGCGCCCGACACGACACCAAGCAGACAAAGCUCAUCUGGCUAUCUCAAUGAGACGGGCCCAAAUGCGCCAUUUGGCCUGGCAUUUGCGGGGUCAAAGUGGAGUGAAGAGUUGCUUUUCGGCAUGGCGUACGCGUGGGAGCAGGCGAGCCAGGUUCGAGGCAAGGUUAAGCCAUUUGUCCAGCCCAAGACUGAGCUCGAGGACAUUGUUCGACGGACUUCGUGA
Messenger RNA from Purpureocillium lilacinum, 1707 nucleotides. RefSeq lists its product as uncharacterized. Lineage: Eukaryota; Fungi; Ascomycota; Sordariomycetes; Hypocreales; Ophiocordycipitaceae. The record is from RefSeq and is a predicted model, not a curated record.